Molecule: messenger RNA, 2097 nt
Organism: Hipposideros armiger (great roundleaf bat)
Lineage: Eukaryota; Metazoa; Chordata; Mammalia; Chiroptera; Hipposideridae
Gene: GRAP
Product: GRB2 related adaptor protein
Exons: 5
Coding region: 151-804 (217 amino acids)
Molecular function (GO): protein binding
Source: RefSeq, a predicted model, not a curated record
CCUGUUUCCCCUGUCAGGGGCAGUUUCAGUCUCAGCUUCAAAAGAACAAACAAGCUCUCAAAACAAAGGAAGACAGUCCUCAACUGCAGAGGAAGCAGGAAGCUGCCAGCCCUGCUCUGAGCCCAGCUGCUAGGGCUCAGGCACAGCGGGAUGGAGUCUGUGGCCCUGUACAGCUUCCAGGCCACAGAAAGCGAUGAGCUGGCCUUCAACAAGGGGGACACACUCAAGAUCCUGAACAUGGAAGAUGACCAGAACUGGUACAAGGCUGAGCUCCGGGGCGCCGAGGGAUUUAUUCCCAAGAAUUAUAUCCGUGUCAAGCCUCAUCCGUGGUACUCGGGCAGGAUUUCCCGGCAGCUGGCUGAAGAGAUCCUGAUGAAGCGGAACCACCUGGGAGCCUUCCUCAUCCGGGAGAGUGAGAGCUCCCCAGGGGAGUUCUCCAUCUCUGUGAACUACGGGGACCAGGUGCAGCACUUCAAGGUGCUGCGUGAGGCCUCGGGGAAGUACUUCCUGUGGGAGGAGAAGUUCAACUCUAUCAAUGAGCUGGUCGACUUCUAUCGCACCACCACAAUCGCCAAGAAGCGGCAGGUCUUCCUGAGGGAUGAGGAGCCCCUGCUCAAGCCACCCCGGGCCUGCUUCGCCCAGGCCCAGUUUGACUUCUUGGCCCAGGAUCCCUCACAGCUCAGCUUACGCCGUGGUGACAUCGUCGAGGUACUGGAGUGCCUGGACCCCCACUGGUGGCGAGGCCGCCUCUGUGGGCGUACUGGCUUCUUCCCGCGGAGCUACGUCCAGCCGGUGCAGCUCUGACCAGAGUGGGGCCUAGGGGGCAGAGUCAGCAGACCAUCUGUCCACUGGAUACUGAGGUCCAGAGAGAAGUCACUGACAUCCCCCUUCCCUGGCUUCCACCGGGCUCAGCUGGGGCCUUGGACGGGACCGUGAGCCUCCUAAUGCCGGGCCCAGGCCCUGCCCACUGCUCCACAUGAACUGGGACGACCCCACCUGCCCACAACCACCAUGAUGUUCAGUGCCUACCAGGCAAGGUAAACUCCUGGGGUGUCACACCAGCCUCUUUCUAUUGGUCACCAGAUUUGUUAUGUCAUAAGGUGGGCUGGCAGAGGCCCUGCCCACUCCAACCAGCAGUGACCCCAUCCUCAUCAAGGUUCUACCCAUUGGAGGCUCAGCCCAGGGAAUCAUGAGCUUCGUGGGUGGGUUUACCUUGAGUUGACCACCCCCUGGGCCUGCCUGCCCCUCCCUCAAAUGGACUCUCCAGGUGAUCUGGAUAUUGGGGAAGUGAUUUAGGUGUAAGGGACCAGCAAGAACACUGCACACCUAUUGACCUGGACUCAUUAGACAGACUCCAGGUGGAGACUGACUUCUUGGCAACCCCACAAUGACUUCAGGCUCCGCUUGGGCAUCCAACACAUCCCUACCCAACUACAGACACUUUGGGGAGGGACUGGUGGCCCUGAGACUGUGAGGAAGGGGCUGCAGUGUUGAAUGAAAUGGAUGGAGGCAGCUGCUCCUCUUGCAAUAGAUAAGCUUGAGGGACAGGCCCUGGAUGCAGCCCUGGGAAGAUCGGCUGCCUGGCUCUUGUUUGUUCAGGCCUGGGUUCUGCCCAGACCCUGGGGAACUUGUGGGAGCUACAGGCCAAGUGGUACAUUGGGGCCACAGCUGGAAUCUGAGGCCCAGCAGCAUUCAGAAUGGGGCGGGCAGUCUGGGUAGGGACCCAGGUUGAGAGAAGACAGGGUGUACACCUGGCACGGGGGUUCUAAGCAACACCUACACAGAGGCUGGGCACCUUUGGGAGCAGGAAGAAUGAGGGGAACUCAGAAAGGGCUUUGAAUGCCAGGCGGGAGGCUGUGUGUGUGUGUGUGGGGGGAGCGGUUAGUGAGCAGGGAUGGAGGGUGAGGAGGCACCUGUGACACUGGGAGCAGGUAGGAUGGGGGGAGGAGCCCAGGGAGGGGGUUGCAGGCUCAAUAUGGGGAGGGCUCUCCCUCUACCCAGGGCAGACCUGAGACCAUUCAGCCUCAAGCUCUGGCAGGUUGUAUUGCUCCGUACCUAGACCCACAUACUCAAAAUAAAAACAGUAAUCAAAUGUAA